GGAUUUAUAGAGAGUGAGAGAUUAAUGAUAACUUUUUGAUCUGCUUGGAAAAAACACAUCUUGGAUUCCAAUGAUCUGUCAGGGAAAAUUCAGCAGGUUAUGAUAUGGUGGCAAAUUUCAUAUCCGGAAGCAUCGAAUCACAAGGUGUCAAAGGACUUUGGCCUCUAGAAAUUGCUGUCUUGUGCUCCUAGUGCUCCUGAACCACUAGUCUAACACAAAGACAGAGAUGCACAAGUGACUCCUGCUUCUUCCUUCUCUUCAGGUAUGGGUCUAAAUAAUAUUUCGAUUUUGCAGAUAAAGCAGCAUAACCUCAGUUGCAAUGACAAUACUGUACUGUGUCGUGCUUUGGAGUUUACUGAGCUCUUAAACUGUGUGUGUGUUUAUAGACUAUACUUUCAAAAAUAAAUGUCACUGUUCAAAAUUUAGAUCUUCUAACUCUUGCUUGGAGUAAAGCAUGUCGUUAAGCCACAAAAUAAUAAUAUAUUGACUGUACAACUGCAGUCACAGAAGUGAGCAAAUGAGAAGUAAAUGUGGGUUAGCUGUCUGAAUCUGAGUUCCAAGUUCACCAUUAAAAGAGUCAUAUGACUGUCAGUGUGACAGUCUGUUAUAUAAUAACUCACAUAAAGUUAAGCCUCAGCUGUAUGACUGAAUUCUAGUCAAAACACUGAGUGGAGACCGGAGAUAUACAGAUCUUAUCUUUUCUGUUCUCUAUCAUCAGUCAACAGAAACAUGUUCACUAUUAAGUAAGGUAGGAAUUUCUGUUGCAAAUCAUUUAUAAGCAUUAACACACAAGAUGCUGAAUAAUAAUAGUGUAAUUACUGUAACAUUUCCUUAUUUUAGCUGCUGUUCGAGGGAUUUCUAUGGAGGCAUUUGGCCUGAGGAGGACCCAGUCACUCAAGAGUCUCUCUGGGGUUCAGGAGAGGUCAUGGGUCAUGCCAGCUUCCACCCGCUGGGACAGGAAAUCUGUCUCUCAGCUGGUGCGACAUUACCAAAGCUGUGCGGACCUGAGAAGUACUGAAAAAGUAGAGCAUAAACUCCAGGUGUCAGAAAACUGUGUGGAUGGUCGAUGGAGAAGGCUGGAGAGCAGGGAUAAUGUGGCCCUCAAGGGAUCUGGAGGAAGUUCAAAUCUGUCCAGGAGUCGCUCCAUGGACUUCUUGCCUCAGAAGGAGCCUACAGGCACCAAAGCUCUGUGUGCCCUGUUUGAGUCCAAGGCCACCCUGCAGCAAGGCUUCAACAGCAACCCUCGGCUGAACUUAGCAGCUGCGGCUGGUAGUAAGACAGGGAGAGACUGCCCUCUGCAGGACUGGAGAGGUCACAGCACUCAUCUAAAGGGUACAACCAUUCAGAAAGCUGCCCAGUUGGAAGGAGGAAAGGCCGUGAAUGGGCUCCCAGAGUCUUACGACAGAGUGUCCAGACACUCACAUGAUGACAAAUAUAGCUCACCAGUGACUAAAGGGGGCACCUCAAAAAGACAAACCAGAGACGGGAUAUCUACUUCCUGCUCAGUGAGAGACAGAUCAGUUCUGUAUCUUUCAAGAGCAGCCCCUAUCGACUCCACCGGAGGCUCAGAACAGCCAGAAUUCAUUGGUACUCCAGGAACAAAGACUAAAAAUAGGAAGAUGGAUGAAGCAGCCAGGAAAAUCACUGUUUCACAAUCAUCUCACGAUGAAGAUGACCUGCCUCCCCCUCCACCUCCUCCUGUGCCACCUAGACCCCUUGACUAUGAAGGGCCUUCAGAAUCAAGUAGCCUCCCUGUUCCUCCUCCUAAAGAAACCUUCUCCACAUUCUACCAGCAACGGCAGAAGAGUGAGCUGAAGAGACUCUUUAAACACAUUCACCCAGACCUACGGGCAAGUCUUGAUGAUGUCGUUGAUGAUGAGAUAAUGAAGGCGGUGCAGUCAGAAAACACUCAGGUAGUGGAUGCAGCUUAUCAGGGUGAAGUGCAGUCCAUGAAGUGGAUCUUUGAGAACUGGACACUGGACAAUAUUGGGGAUCCUCAUGCAACCAAGCAGCUGCUGUAUGAUGAGGAGCUGAAAUUUGGAGAUGUCAAAGGCGCCUCUUCUAUGUUUGAGCAUAUAGACAGCACCAAACAAAUGUCUGCUAAAAGACAGACUUCGGUCAAAGGGGAUGUGAGAACAUCUAUGUGGCUCUUUGAGACCCAGCCCUUAGAUUCUUUAAAUCAAUUACAAGGAGAAGAAGAUGAACUGGUUGAAGCAGUGCUGAAAGAACCCAUCCAGCCAGGAGAUGUGAGAGGGACUCUGCAGCUUUUUGAGUCUAAACCACUAAGUGACUUGGGGCGCUGCAACUCCAUAGAAGACCAUAGUUUCCUCAAACUGAGAUCUGAGCUUCAGGAGCAGAAAGGAGACAUCAAGAAGACUAUAAAACUCUUCCAGGCAGAACCCUGCUGUGCUAUCACGGACAACAGCGGCAAUAUCCAUGAGAUUAAAUCCAUCUGCAGAGAGGAGAUCAACAGCAGCAACAUCAACACUGCCCGUUGGCUUUUUGAAACCCAGCCUUUGGACCUGAUUAAUAAGGGAACUGAUGGGGUGAAAAUAAUUCGGGGGAUAUCCCUGGAAGAGGGGCACCAAGGAGGAGUUGACCAAAAGAGGUGGAUGUUUGAAACUCAGUCAUUUGACACAAUACAAGAGGUUGUGGGAGUGGAUAAAUUUGAAGGAACAGUGGCUGAAUGUGCAAGAGAAGCCAAUGUCAUCAGCAAGAAGAAGCACUUCGAGAUGCAACCCCUAGCAUCACUAAAAGAAGACUCUGCAGAAAAGUCUUUGAAAAAGGAAGAAAUCUUUGGUGGAGAUGUCAAAACUACUUUGUGGCUAUUUGAAACUCAACCCAUGGAGACCCUUAAUGAUAGCUAUGAAGUAGGGGGUUUGGAGAAAAUUACCCUCUCAGCUGAUGAACAAGGAGAAGUAAAAGGCAAAAAAUUAAUUUUUGAAAGCAGUGGUAUUCAAACAAACACCUCAUUCAAGCAACAAGAGAUUGAAAAGGGUGAUGUCAAGGGUUUCAAGCACCUUUUUGAAACAAUUCCUCUGAGCAAAAUUGCUCAUUCCGAUGAGGAGAUUGAAAAGGAAAAAGCUAUUGCAGCAGGGAAUGUAAAAGAUAACAAAGCAAUGUUUGAGGCAACCCCUUUAUACGCAAUAAAGGACAGCUCUGGAAACCUUCAUAAGGUCACCACUGUUAGCCGGGAAGAAUUAAUUAAAGGGAGGGUUCAAAACUAUAAGUGGAUGUUCGAGACCAAACCUUUAGAUGAGCUUGCAGAGGGAAAAGCAAAUGUUGAGGUAAUCAAAGGCAUCACAAGACAGGAGGAUAAAAUGGGUGAUGUCAAGAUGGCAAAGUGGCUUUUUGAAACUCAGACAAUAGAUGGGAUCCAUUCCAAGUUCAACCAGACAGAGCAUAAUAUCUCUGUAGAAGAAAAGCCUCAUAAAGGUGAUGUUAAGGCCUGUAAAUGGUUAUUUGAGACACAACCAAUGGACAUCUUGUAUGACAAACCAGAAAAAGUAAAUGAAAAAGAAGCCAUUGACAAUACCAAUGUCAAGUCCAUUACUUGGCUUUUUGAAUCACAGCCUCUGGACAGCAUCAAAGAUGGCGAAGAGUACAGUUUGAAGCUAUGCAGCACCAUACAGGAUCUUGUCAAAUCAGAGAUCGGUGUUCAAACAGUUAGACAUCUUUUUGAAACAGAAACCUUGGACAGAAUCAAAAAGGAUGCAACUUCUGAACACAACGUAAAAUGUGUGAGUCUGGUCAACUUUCAGUCUGGAGAUGUCUCACGAGUGAAAGAACUUUUUGAAUCCCAGUCACUUGAUGAAAUAGGAUCAGAAAUGGUGACAACAACAUCUGAUAAACAGAACCAAGAUGAACACAUUGAAAAGGGUUCAGUACAUACAUUUACUUGGAUGUUUGAGAACUGUCCCAUGAAUCUUAUCAAUAAGGACAACAACGAUGCAAACAUUCAGAGAGUCAGUGGUGCAGAGAGUGGUGAUGUCCGGAACAAAAAGUUUGUAUUUGAAACAUCUUCGCUGGACACAAUCCAAAACCAGUCCCUUGAGCAGAGGUCAGUCUGUGAUGAACAGCCGGUGAGCAAUGUUGAUGUAAAGUCAAGCACAAUGAUGUUUGAGUCCCUGCCACUGUAUGCCAUCAGAGACAAAGAGGGUCAGUUUCAUGAAGUUACAACGGUGAAAAAAGAAGAGAUAAUGAGUGGUGAUGUAAGAGGAGCAAGGUGGAUGUUUGAGACAAAACCCCUUGAUACCAUCAAGGCAGAGAAUGAAGUUUAUGUCAUCCGAGCUGUCACCCAAGAAGAUGUGAAGAAAGGAGAUGUCAAAUCAGCAAGAUGGAAGUUUGAGACACAACCUCUGGACUCCUUUACCAGCCGAGAUGAGACCUCUCUAAGGGUCACUGAAGACCUAGGGUGUAGUAAUGUGCAGCUCAAUAAACAGAUAUUUGAAUCUGAGCAGUCCCGUGACAAGUUUGUGCGAAUGGUUAGUGUCACUGAUGUCCAGCAUGGUGAUGUGAGGACCUCCACCUGGCUCUUUGAGAAUCAAAACAUUGACAGUCUGAAAGGGGAACCUGAAGAGCAAGGCCCGGUAAACACAGUCCACAGAGAAGACAGCCAGAAAGGAGAUGUCAAACGCUGCACUUGGCUGUUUGAAUCACAGCCACUGGACAAAAUCAAGGAGUCUGAGGAUGCCUCAGUGCAAGGUACUGAGGAAGAAAUACCAAAAGUUGAUGUGAAGUGCACUACCUGGCUCUUUGAGACCACUCCACUGGACAAAAUCACUGCCAGCAGUGUCGCUGACACCCUUUUCUAUCUGUAUCAAAUGACUUUUGUUCAUUCAAGUGGCAUCAUAAUAGAAGCAAAUGAGAGUAGAAAUGUUAACAUGGCAAAGUAUCUCCUUGAAGGUGGCAAAGGUGUACAAAUCCAGAAGGAGGAGGCUGUUGAGGGUAACGCCAGAAACAUCAUGUUACAACUCUUACUCAAACCAACCCUAAAGCCACAAGUUAGUCUCCUUAGAGAAGUGGAGAAGGGCAAAGUGAACACCACAGUAGUAGAACUUCCAGUAUACCAGUCAAUAGCUACUAACCUUGAGAGGGAUCAGAGAAUACAAAACAUUGUCCAGAUGAUUGAUGAUCUGCUUGUUCAAGAUAAGGCUUUGAAGAGAGGAAUCAUAAUGCAAGAGACUACAGAGGGACAGGCUCAGAUGUCUGUUUAUUCACUCAUCUGCAAUUAUGAAACCAAGACUGAGAGUCAUGUCAGAGAGAAGGGAGAUGUGAAGUCUACGAUCAGUAAUCUGUUAGCUACUGCUAAUAGUCAGAGGACUGCAGCAUCGUGUAUAGUCGAUGAAAAUGAAAAGGGAAAUGUCAAUUUGUACAAAAGCUGCAUUGAGAAAGGAGAUCUGCACUAUCUGAGAAGUCUUCAUAAUGAGGCAUUAGGAGAUGAAGUUGAUCACAGCCUUCUGGCUGAGGAGCACAUUGAUAUAGUUCAAGGGGAUGUGAAGGGAGCAAAGAGAAGUCUCUGUCAGCAAAAAGAGCAGGUUGAGCGAACCAUUUCUGAUGUUUUGCCAGGGGAUGUAAAGAACACCAAAAAAGUUUUUUCUUCUGAGCACUCUUUCAGUGUUGACCACUGUGUUCCAAAGGAACAAAUAAUCCCUGGUGAUGUCUUAUCAGCAAAGCAACAACUUGCCGUGCAGCCACCUAUCAUGGUAGAAAAAGAGGACAUUGUGGCUGGGGACAUAAAGGCAACAAUGCAGUCAUUAGAACGUGCAAAGCAACAGAGCAUGUGUGUGGAGCGGGAGAUCCUUAUACCUGGAACUAUCUAUGAUAUGGAUUUGUCAGCUCAAGGUCCUGAAAUAGAAGGAAGCCAAUCUCAAAAAGAAGUCAUUAUAUCAGGGGAUGUGAAAGCAGCUAAAAAGUCCCUCGAAAUGGCUAAGCAGCAGAGCAUGCAUGUGGAACGUGAAGUCAUUGUCCCUGGAAAAAUAUACAACCUGAAUGUCACAGCAGAAGAGGGAAGCUCCUCAGCAAUGAUGCAAUCUACAUGUUCGUCUUCCUCUGGGUGCCAGCAAAUUGAGACUUUUCCAAAGGUCAGUGAUGCAGAGAAACAUCAAGAAUGCCAUGUUUCCUUUGAGGCAUGUCAACAAAGUGCAGAUAUAGUUAGUAAUUGUACACCAGGAUCACUGCCACUUUUUGUAAGUUGUGAGUAUAAUGGUCAGACAACAGAACAUGAGCCAGACGUUACCAGAGGAGAUGUGAAGGCAGCUAUUCAGUCUCUGCAGAAUGCAGCAGCAGAGCAGAGGCUCUUAGAUAAAGAAGAUAUUGUAAGAGGUAAUGUCCAAUUGGCUUUGCAAUCUCUUGAGAAGUCUAGUGUAAAUGUAUCCAAAGGAGACUAUAAAGCUGCAAUGAUAUACAGAAAUUCAGGAAGGACUUGUUCAGGGAGGAGCAAGACUGUUCACAAGCAGUGUGUUGUGGUGUCUAUGCCUCCAUCUGACACAAAAUUGUCUCCUUCAAUUUCAGUAACCUGUGAAGGACAACCAUCCAUUACAACACAGAAUUCAGCAUCCAAUCCUGUAGCAAAUGGAAAUUUAAUAUCCUCCACCUCUGAGAGUUUAACUCCACCUCCACUUCCUCAAAAGACAAGUGAGAAACCACAGAGGCAGAAGCCAGCCUUAUCGCCAAAGCCACAAUGGACAAAAUCUGUAGUUGCAGAGGAACGAAAUAUUUUUCCAACUCCUGCUACCAAAGUCGGUUUCCCAGUUAGAGGCCAGAGAAAAAGUGCAGUGAUUCCUCCGCAACAAAGCAAACAGCUUCCAGCGCUCUCUGCAGAUGAACUACAAGAAGCUACAACAAAUGGCAAAAUAAGUGAAGAGGCCUUGCAUGAAACAUACCACCAAAACUGUGUUGAUGAAUCAGCUCAAGACCCAAAUCUGACAACAGACUGUCCAUCAAUGGACUCAAGGGCUCAGGAAAUUAAAAGGACAAAGAAAACAGAACUUACAGAAAGCAAAUCUGACUGCCAAGUAAUGAUGUCAAAUAGCACUGAUGUGGAAAUGGAGAAAAAAAUAAUACAGAAAAUCAAUGCAAUUGAAGAGAUACCAAUGUGCAGGAAGAAUUAUGCAGAUGGUCAAUGUGAAAUAAACAAGAACUUGCAGGCUACUCUACAGAAUUUUGAAAGAAUUGGAAGUGAGACUCUGGACAAAAGAACCCCUUUGUUGUCCAAGAAGGUAAAAGUAAUAAGAGAUAAUGUGAGUGAGAAUAAACAAACCAACAAAACUACUGAUGAACAACAGCAAUUAUAUCCAAAAAAGGAACACAAAACUGAUGACACACAGCAAACAUCACAGAUCAGUGAAAAGCAACUCAAAUCUGAGGAUAAAGUUGUUUUAAGAGAAAAGAAAGUAAAGGAGACAGAUGAUGAAAGACGACAAAGACUUUCUGUCCACAAGGAAGAGAUCAUGAAAGGAAAUGUGAAAGCAGCAAUGGAAAUCUUUGAAAAUAUGAGAAAACGAGAGGAACUCAAAGGAAUCCUGUCUCAGGUGCGAGAGAUAGAAGGAGAGACCAGCAGUACAGAUGUUAGCUCCUUGAAAAUAUUAUAUGAUGAUGUCCCCGCUUGGAUGGUUACAACAAAAAGAAAUGCAAAGGAAAGUAAAAUGGAGAAAAAGAAAGUUGAAGUAGAGACAGAGGAUGAUGAUCUCGAAAGCAUCUCAUCUGUUGAGACUGCAUUCGAAGAUCUGGAAAAGGCAAGCAAGGAAAUAAUGAGUCUGAAGGAACAAACUUUAGCAAAACUUCUUGACAUUGAAGAGGCAAUUAAAAAGGCUUUGUACUCCGUCUCCAAUCUGAAAUCUGAGGCUGACAUCGCAGGGUUGUCAGGACUCUUUGAUGAAUCUUUGAAAUCUGAACAAAACUUUCAGCCUGCCAACAACAUCAGGAAAAUAAGCAUUGUGUCAAGCAAGGCCAAAUCAGGUCCAAUUAAAGAGGUAUCUGAUGAGAAUAUGCAAACAGUUUCGGAUUCAAGUCCUAAACAGGAAGCGCCCAGACAAAUACGCACAAAGCCGCUCAUCAGACAGUCCUCUUCGCAGUCUUCCCCGUCAUUUAUCUCCAUUCACUCAGCUGCUAGAAGGCCUGCCGAACAACUAAGGUCACCGAUGUCAACAUUUAAACCAAAAACAGAAGGUAACCCUCAAAGCUGCCAUGAUGCAUAUAGCGGUCUGGGACAGGAAUCUACUGAUGCCAAGUCCUCCAAAACUCACAAUCCUGCACAGCGCAAGGUCAGCGUUCUUGAGGUAAAAACUGUUCCGGAGCAACCUGCAGGAAUAAUUGGCACAAAGACUGUCAGUGAAACAUAUGAAGAGACUGAUGGCUUUGGCAAUGUAUUUGUCUCUUCUGUGACUUCAACAUUUGUCACCAAACAGUCUGACAAUAAAUCAUCUGCACUGUUUGAAGUAAAUGGGAGUCCAGCCAGGUAUGAAGUCAUGACAUCCCCAUUAAUUCGAAGAGCUGGUCCCCCUUUUGAAGACAGAGCACCAAGCAAUGCAAGGGAGGAAGGGACGGUGUUUGUAACAUUUAGCCAACCAAAAGAAACAAACUAAAUAAGACACAAAGUGCAUUUCCUACUCUGUGUGUAUAUGUUUUCAAGAAAUGAUUUUGUUAGUCAUAAAAUUGAUCUUAUGCAAACAUGAAAAUUUUGACUUUUGACUGAAAAGAAAUUGUCUUUUAGAUUUUAUACUGUAACGAAAUGAUAAAGUGCUCAGUUCUUUUAUUAAAGCU
Scatophagus argus is the source of this 8763-nucleotide messenger RNA. RefSeq names its product xin actin binding repeat containing 1 (gene xirp1). Gene Ontology annotation, cellular component: stress fiber; focal adhesion. The record is from RefSeq and is a predicted model, not a curated record. The coding region runs from base 861 to 8585 and encodes 2574 amino acids. Gene Ontology annotation, biological process: actin filament organization; actin cytoskeleton organization. NCBI's taxonomy places the organism in Eukaryota, Metazoa, Chordata, Actinopteri, Scatophagidae. Gene Ontology annotation, molecular function: actin filament binding. The transcript has 7 exons.